GCAGUUCCUUUCGCUUCCCCUUCACCCCUCCCCAGUUGAUUCCCUCUAACAGAUACACACUCUCUACCCAAACACAUACCCCGGAUCCGUACCCUCAAACCUCAAAAGGUACAGUUACCAGGGACAGCCUUUGAGUCGGAUCAAAGCCCUGCAACGAAGAAAAAAGGAGAUCCGCGAACCGGUGCUCAGCAGAGGGCGGCACCGCCGGUAGGGCGGGCUAAAAGUGGUCCUUUAGGAAAGCUGGGCUGAGGCCGAAGCUGGGGCCGAUCGGGCCUUUCUGGAGGCAGGGAACGAGAGAAAGGGAUUAAAAAAUAAAAUAAAACAAACAGAAGGAUCUCGGCGAAGGUACGAAGAACCCCGGAGGGUCUUGGAGGAAGAAUGCACGGCCCGCGAAACGACGGCGCCGAGGUAGGUGUCUUGGUUGAUCUUGUUCUGCGUGGAAUAUAGAAAAGUAAGCCCUGGAAACAACAAUGGACAACUCCGGAACAAGAAGCAGCAGCACAAACAGUAAUGGUAGUGGAGGGACGAGCUCAUCGGGAACUGCACCCAGCGGCAACAGCAAUUCUAGCAACACGGGGACUUCAGCAGUAGGAAGAGGGAGUGCCCCAGCUGGUCCUGGUCCUUCAGCCACUGAUUGGGAGAUGCUGCAGUUUGGGAGAUACUCCAUGGACAUUCUUGAAAUGUUAAGUAGUCACCAACACCAUCAGUUUAAGACAGCUAUGGGAACACUGGGACUGGAAAGACAAGAUGCAGGAGGUUCCGGAGGUGGACUUGUUGGUUUAACUGGUAUUGGACUUGGUGGGCCACAAGCAGUACGCCCUGGAUUCACUGAACAACCACCACAAACAACUGUUGCUACCACUACCAGCAGCAGCGCAAAUUUUCCAAAGUUGCAGCUCCAGCAACAACCAACAGUCACUGCAGCUGCACCUCCACCUUCAUCGCAACAGCAGCAAGGUUCCAGUGGAAGCCGGAAGCCCAAGUUGGACUCCCGAUAUCAACAUUUUCUGAGAACAGUGACUCCAUUCCAUUCUACUGAUGCUACAGCCUCUGACCAUGCAGUGCAACAUGGGCAGCGGUUUGGCAGUGAUCCCUUUGGUGUUUCUGCUGGAGGGCCUCAUCCGCCACCCCCCUUGCAUUCUAGCUUGGGAGUACAUCAGACUGCUUCAGGUCCUUCUGCAGUAGCAGGUGCCCACCAGCUAGCUGCGACUGGUCAGAAUGGCAGCGCUGGAAUCGAAGCUCGUAGCUUACACCAGCAGUUUAGUUGUAUGCUGGCUGCAAAUCAGUAUUUUCUCUCUGGAAUGGGCGUAGCUCCCAACACAAAUCUUGAACAGUUUCUUAUGGCCCAGCAAAGUUCCGGCUUGGGUUUGAGCCAACAUAGUUUGCAUCCUAGUUCCCAGCAGCCUCCAGCUCAGCAACAGCAUCAUGCUCAGAAUCAUCAGUUAGAGUCAAACCUGACCAACACGUCACAGCAGGCCUCACUUCUCCAGCUGCCUCAACAUCAUCAACAUCACCAUGGCCUGCAUGGGGCACCACAUCCCAGUACCCAGCUUAUCACCAGCACAUCGGCUGCUGCAACAGGAUUCGAGUUUCAGAGCAUGCAAGGCAUACCAGUGCUUUCUUCAAACCAGUUGGCAGCGACACUUGCCCAAGAUCCGACAUGUCACCCAGGACUUCUGCCCCCACCUCUCAUCUCUGCUCUCAAGGAGGAGCCCAUGGGUUCAGUUAAAACAGAAGGUGGGGGAUCAGCUCUGACAAGUGGCUCAGGAGGCAGGAGAAAGAAGGCCAUGGCAGGUUAUCUGCCUCAACGCAAAGGAGAAAGCGCAGUCCCGGUCUCCAACAGCAAUGCCAGUAGUACUGCUGCUGAUAGCCCACAAAGCCUUGCUCAGAAUUCAGCCAAUACACCAAGCCCUUCACUUUCAGUAAACACCACGCCUACAGCUUUGACUGCCACAAAAACCACCGAUGAGCAGCAGCUGACUGAGAAUACAGAGAGCUGCCCAGAAACACCAGAGCAGGAGAAGGAAAGGUAUUACCAAUGUGGUGAAUGUGGGAAGAACUUUACUCAUCUGUCCAGCCUGAGGCGCCACUUACGUAGUCAUGGCCUAGUAACAGCGAGUGGCUCAGGUAAUCCCUCCCUCACACAAAGUGGAGGGGACGCUGGUGGGACGCUGCAAGAAGAUUCUGCAGACAAAUGCCACCGGUGCUCUGACUGUGGGAAGGGCUUCAAAAAACGAGGCCACUUGCUGCAACAUCGAGUGAUCCACUCAGGGGCUCGGCCCUAUGCCUGUGGGGUGUGCCAGCGCGCCUUCAACAGACGGGAAAGCCUUACCCGCCAUGAGAAAAUCCACGAGGAGAAGCCAUACCGUUGCACGGCAUGUGGUCGCUGCUUUCGGGAGUCAACGUCUCUUCUAAAUCAUCGGGCCUCUGGGACUUGUGGCAAACCAUCCAGGAGGUCUUCCUCAGGGAGAAGCCUGUCCAAUCCCCAGCCCCUAACACUCCAGCAGCAAAUGCCACAAACCGCGAUGCCACCACUGACUAUUGGCAGUGAUGGACGAUAUGGUCGUGUUGGGACUGAAGACUUUGAGGUGGAAAAGGAGAGGGAUGUUCGUGAAAAGGAGGCUGAACGCAUCUUCAUUGUGCGGGGAGCUGUAGCUGCUGCAGCAGCAGCUGCUGGCCUGGCAGAGGCUGAGCGAAUGUCACUGCCUUCGGUCGUAAAUGCCACUAGUAGCAGCAAUCCUCAAACAACCCUAGAUUUGUACAGGAGCCAGGAUGACAGUAUUAGCAACAGGUUGAACUCUACCACCAAUGACCCUAAUGGUGAUGAACUGAAAAAGGCUGGGGCUCUUUUGGAGGGUAGCCCUGAUCCUACCCUGCAUCUAAGACAACAAGAAGACUUGACCUCCAAGCGAGUGGUUGGGUCUUCUCCAACUAGUUUGUUCCAGUCUCGUAGUGUUGAUUCCAAUUCUGUGUUUCGAACAGACUAUCCUCAGCCGAGGCGAUCUGCUUUCACCUACCGUGAUGGAGUUGUUGGACAGGAGCUGGCCAGUCAAGCCAGGUUCCUUCAGACCAGUGCCAAAACUGAAGAUGGUGAGGUUGAAGUGUCAUCACAAAGACAAGAUGAGGAAGGGGUGAAGAGGCAGAGGGACUCGGCUGAAGAAUGCGCCACAGAUGCCACCACUUCUGUGAGCAGGUUACAGUUUUUCCGGGAAGGUCAGGGUCAGCAGUUCCUUCGCAAAGUCCCCUUGGCCCCAAAUCUCCAUCCCCAUCUCCCUCUUUCCUCUCUUCUUGAGGAAUCUGAGCAGGAGGAUGACGAAGAUGAGGUAGACGGAGGAGCCAGCAGUGCUGUGACAGCAGCCAUCUCUCUGCUACCCGGUGCUUCAGUUGAAGACAGAGGUGUGGGUGACGAUAGGAGAGAUAUCAUUGGAGGGCUUUUGGGUAACUUGGGCUUGGGACUUGGUGGGUUGGGUGCUCUCGGGGGUCUUGGACUUACUGGAGAUAAGAGUUUUCGUGGAGAAGAUCUGCGGGUGAAGAAGAAACCAAGAAAGCGCGAACCGGGCACGGGAAGGAGAAAGAGCAGUGAAGUGGGAGGUGGAAGCACCACGGCACCUGCAAAUCGACGCAGUAAUGCAGGGAAGGCGGGCACCGCCGAGAAACUGUUCCUGUGCAGCGUGUGUGGCCGUGGAUUCAACCGGCGGGAAACCUUGAGGCGUCAUGAUCGUAUACACACAGGUGAGAAGCCACACCGCUGCCCAGUGUGUGGCAAAUACUUCAGGGAGGCCUUCCACCUCUCUAAGCAUCGUACUGUGCACACAGGGGAGAAGAACUACAAAUGCCCCUCUUGCGGUAAAGAUUUUGGGUACGCACAGAGCUUAAAACGGCACUCCAAACUGCACCAGAAAGCACAGGCAGCAAGUGGUGAAUUUACAGCGACACUCAACAACAGCUCCUCUACUGUUUCAGCCAUUAACUCCAUCACUGGCUUGAGCUUGGGAGGCAGUGCAGGCAGUGGUGGUGCCGGCAAUAACGCUGCCUACUUUCCUUACGGUGGCGGGACUGCCUCGGCUGUUCCUCACUUGCAGGAUCUGACUAAAGCACGCCUGUACACCUGCUCCGUCUGCUGGAAGUCAUUUCGGCACUCUUUUCACCUCACAGCACACCAGACAGUACACACUGGAGAACGCAUCUUCAGCUGUGAAGUUUGCGGAAAAACUUUUGGCUACUCCAAUAGUCUCUCCCGGCACCGGCUGGCACAGCAUGGCAUUAGCAAGGCAAGUGCCAACAACAGCAACAAUAGUGGAAAUAGUAGUAAUAGCAGUUCUGUGCUAAAUUCAACUGUAUCUGAAUGCCAGGCAGCCACCAAUGCCCUCCUGCAGUUGGCACCAUCGGCAAUUUCAAGCCAGACUCCUCCCAAUGCUUCUCUUUUCUUUUUGCCGGCAACCUUAGCAGAUCCCGGCCAGCAAGGUGCUACCCAUUCAGUCACUGCUGAAUCGGCUGAUGCUUCAGAUUUAAGGACCAGCUUGACUCUGCCGCUAGCUUAUGCAGUAUCUCAAGCUGCCAUCCAAAGCCAAGAUAUACAACCUCCUAUCUCCAACUGUUUGCCUGGUCUCUCCUCCUCUGUCCCGGCCCGAGUGAAGCGGCACAAAAGAGCAAAACGUCAAACUUGGCGGCGAAAAAGAUUUCCUUGUACUGUGUGUACAGUAACCAGCUUCAGGAGACUGUCUGGGCUGAUAGUCCAUCAGUACAGCCGGCAUAAAUCUCUCCUGCUGGCCACCAGGCGCCGAUGCACAUUAUGUGGGCAACAAUUCAAACGGGUCCUGACUUUGCUGGCACAUCGCUCCCGGCACUUAAAAAUGAGUGCACAUGUCUGUCACCUCUGCCCACGGAAGUUUUGGAAUCCUCGGCUACUAGAAAGACACAAGAGUCUAUGCCGUAGCAAAAGGGGACUGCGGGGCAGCCGUAGCAAGCGGAGCGGCCGUGCAAAAGCCAAACUGCGUCAGGAAACGGGAAAGAUGGGGGGGUAUGUGACUUGAAAGAGAGAGUGCAGACGCUAAUUAAAGGACUGCGUGGGCUACAUGGUCUUGGCACCAUGGUGGCUUACCAAUAAGCAUCAUGAUUUUGCUGCCACAUUGUAAAACUUGUCACUGGCAACUACAUGAAUUGAGAGGCAUGAAGUUGGUAAAGGUGUGCUGCCAGCUGCAUUUUCCUUUCCUGAUUUUUUCAUCAGCAAGCCAAAACAAACAUCAAUGUACACAGCAGUCACUUUCUGUUUUUAUUUUUCUUUAGGAGAAAGUUUUAGUAGUUGUCAAAACCAUCACAAUCUUUUGAGGCCACGUGCCAGAAACUGUACAAACAAUGCACCCUUGCCGCUGUUCAAAUCAUGACUCUACAGUUUGUGCAUUGGUUCCUGCAACCUGGACAGCACUAAUCAUCUAAUGAACAGUGGGCACAAUCACAUCUGGUGCACCUAGGAUACCAUGUGUUCCUCGAUAUCAGGGGGAGAGGUCUUUACUUGUUUUAUUACAUGGUAGAACAUAACCUUGCAGAAAAUGAGUGUAUAAAGAACAUCCUGGCUCGCUAGUCAUUGCUCAUGUUUGUUGCAAACCAUAACAAGCUAUUUUUUUUUUUAACCUUUUUUAGCUUUUUUUAUUUUAAGUUAAUAGGAUUUAAAUCUGUUUGCAGUAUACCUGACGGGCAGUUACUCUGCAUUGCACCAGUAGCACAGUAUUGUCCACUCUGUGUGUUGCCCAGUAUUUAACCAGCCAGUACCUGGGUAUAGACAGCUGAGUUUAGAAGCAGAAGGCACGCUAAAGAAAUCAGCCCGAGGCCACCAGAUUUUUACAGUUGGAGCUGGCAGAUCGAUCCUACCCCAAGGUUUUAGAAAUACAUACAGUUGGUGAGCAUGCCUACACAGCAUCCAUGUUUUAAACUCAAAUCUGGUUGGAGAAACACUUUUUAUUAUGGGUGCUUUACAUAAACCCCCAAGUAGUACACUGUAUUCUUGAUUUCAUUACUGUUGUGGUUUUAGAGUUAAAUGGAGAUAUAGAUCUAUAUACAAUA
Molecule: messenger RNA, 6060 nt
Organism: Polypterus senegalus (gray bichir)
Lineage: Eukaryota; Metazoa; Chordata; Cladistia; Polypteriformes; Polypteridae
Exons: 2
Coding region: 471-5033 (1520 amino acids)
Source: RefSeq, a predicted model, not a curated record